Messenger RNA from Dendroctonus ponderosae (mountain pine beetle), 1043 nucleotides. RefSeq names its product enhancer of split mbeta protein. NCBI's taxonomy places the organism in Eukaryota, Metazoa, Arthropoda, Insecta, Coleoptera, Curculionidae. Gene Ontology annotation, cellular component: nucleus. Gene Ontology annotation, molecular function: protein dimerization activity; DNA-binding transcription factor activity, RNA polymerase II-specific; RNA polymerase II cis-regulatory region sequence-specific DNA binding. The transcript has a single exon. Gene Ontology annotation, biological process: regulation of neurogenesis; regulation of transcription by RNA polymerase II; anterior/posterior pattern specification. Bases 193 to 798 code for a protein of 201 amino acids. The record is from RefSeq and is a predicted model, not a curated record.
UCGAACCCAAAGUUCCCACAGUUUGCGUUCCUGCAAUGUGCACCUGGCUUUUCUGCCUCACUAUAAAACCCACAUCGCCUAUGGCGGAUGCUUCAUUCCAACUCGAACAGUCGACUUGAACGUACGACCCGUUAAGUGUUUAGUUUUCUUUUAUUUCGUCAAUCAGUGUCGAGUUUUACGUGCGCUCUAAUCAUGUCCAGUGUGGGUGUUUACGAGUAUGCAUCAGUGGUGCAGCAUCGCAAUCUUCAACAGUCCCUGGACAGCAAGCCGAUGUCCAAGACCAUGCAGUACCGCAAGGUGAUGAAGCCUUUGCUGGAAAGGAAACGUCGGGCUCGCAUCAACCGGUGCCUGGACGAGCUCAAGGAGCUGAUGAUCUCCGCCUUGGCCAUGGACGAGGAGAACGUCACCAAGCUGGAGAAAGCCGACAUCUUGGAGAUCACCGUGGCGCAUCUUCAGAAGCUCAAGCGCCAGAAAAGCCUCUUCUCCACUCCCAGCGUGGACACCGAUCGGUUCCGAGCCGGCUUCACCAACUGCGCCAAAGAAGUCUCCAGAGUUCUGGCUUCCACUCCCGGAGUGAACAUUCAUUUGGGCACCAAGCUCAUGACCUACUUGGGACAUCAACUCAAUGAGCUGGACAGCUUCGCAGCGACUCAUCCAGAGCCUUUAAUGGUAAGAGUGGGCCCCUCAAGCGACUCAAGCGAUGAAGCCUACAACCUGCCAAUGAGUCCGCCUUCUUCCAGAGGCUCACCCUCACCCAUCAACGUCACAGACACUGAUAAGGUUUGGAGGCCGUGGUGAAUCGAGCUCAGUUUCUUUCUCUAUUAAGUUUCCGUUUGCAAUUUAUGAUUCGUUUUGGGUCUCAGUAUUUCCAUUGAAUGCGCUGUUUGAAGCUUUAAUUAACGCUAAGUUAUCUGUGAUAUAGCUUUAAGUACUCCAGGAAAUGAUUGUUGUAUUGGUACAAAAUACAAGUUUGUAUGCACUGUGAUAGUAGUAGGUAGUCGAGCGAAAUGGUUUAUUGAAUAUAAAACAACUUGAAUAUGAAA